Molecule: messenger RNA, 3601 nt
Organism: Dermochelys coriacea (leatherback sea turtle)
Lineage: Eukaryota; Metazoa; Chordata; Testudines; Dermochelyidae
Gene: OTULINL
Product: OTU deubiquitinase with linear linkage specificity like
Exons: 8
Coding region: 403-1518 (371 amino acids)
Biological process (GO): protein linear deubiquitination
Cellular component (GO): cytoplasm
Molecular function (GO): cysteine-type deubiquitinase activity
Source: RefSeq, a predicted model, not a curated record
CUUUUUGAUGUGAUUUAGUAGUUGGAAAGGAGGAGAACCCAGUGCCAUAUGAUUCUGUGAACUUCUGACACAACCCCUUUGGGCCACCAAUGGACUACAGUUCAAAAAUCGCUGUCCUGUAAUCUCCAAGGAAUAUGGAAGAUACACAGGGAGGUAACCAACGUGGCCUUUAGAAAUAGCUGAAUUAUGCUUCAUUGUUUUUUUUCUUGUGGCUUACGCAUGGAGAAGUAUACGCUGCCUGUGAAACUUUGAAAAGCUUAACGGAAGUGAAACAGGAAGUCUGAUCCUUUCACAGUUUGUUGAUCUGUAAAGACGAGCUGAGUCUGUAAACUGACUUUCUACAACUGACAAAACAACUGGGGGGGGGAAAAAAUCUAGUUGGAAGGAGCCCCAAGAGAGGAGAUGCUGAGACGCCUGGACAGAGGAGAGAGCAAGAAUAGAGAGCAACUCACUGAACCCGUAAAAAGCAAAAGAGUUAACCAAUCAUCAAAAAAAAACAUUGGAAGGAACGAAAUGCUAUCCUGGAUGACAUCUUUCAACCAUUUCUUACAUAUUGUGUGGCAAAAAUUAGAGAGACAACUAAUAUUAGUCAUGUCUUUUCUCCUUGCUGCUCUCUGGUAUUGUAGAAGGCUCUAUGCAUACUUAGCACAGCUGUUGAAAUGGUGGAGCAGAUAUCUGCAGAGAAAAUUUAAAAAGAACCUCAGUGUACUGGCAGAAGUUGAUCUGCUUGGUUAUUGUGCAAAAGAAUGGAAAGGAGAAACCAAGCAGGCCAAGCAGAUGAAGGCGGCUUAUAAAGAACUAUUUUGGAGAUACCAUAUUAAAUAUAUACGACAAGUCAGAAGAGAUAACUACUGUGCAUUAAGAGCUGUGCUGUUUCAGGUAUUCAGCCAGGGCAUUUAUUUUCCAUCAUGGAUGAAGGAGCGAGACAUUUUAAAGCUCCCUGAAAAGCUUCUGUAUUCACAAGGCUGCAACUGGAUUCAGCAAUAUAGUUUUGGACCAGAAAGAUACACAGGCGCCAACGUAUUUGGAAAAUUACGUAAAUGUAUUGAAACGUUAAAGACACAGUGGACUGAAAUAAGUGGUGUUAAAGACCAUGACGAAAGAGGAAACAUGUGCAAUAUCCUUUUCUCUGAUGAAAGCAAGGAAUAUAAGCUGUAUGAGGCUAUAAAAUUCAUCAUGCUUUACCAAGUUGUGGAAGCCUAUGAACAGAUGAAGAAUGAGCAGAAACAUGUACCCAUCCUUUUUAGCCUCCUUUUUGCUCGUGAUACAUCAUCUGACCCUUUGAGUUUCAUGAUGAAUCAUCUGAAUUCCAUAGGGGACACGGGUGGUCUGGAGCAGGUUGAAAUGUUUCUUCUUGGAUAUUUACUUGAAGUAAAGAUAAGAGUUUACAGACUGUAUAAGUUUAACACUGAAGAGUUUAAAGUAAACUAUCCAGAGGAGUAUCACAGGGACUGGCAGGAAGUCUCUCUUCUGACUGAGGAUGACCGUCACUAUCAUAUCCCCAUUAUUAGAAUAUAAGACUGUUUUCUAACCAUGAAGUACAAGAAGUGACCAUCUCCAGUAAAUUAUCACCUUUAAGCCAAGUCCUUUGCCAGCAACAGUAAGAUGUCAAGUAACAUAAAAUAAUGACUACAGGACACACAGGUUUAUUAUGUUAACACUUUGCUUGCUUCUACUGACCCAUAUCACCUGUGAUCUGCCUCAGAAAAACAAAAAAUACAUAAUCAUACAAUCAGGACAAACUGGCAUAUUAGGGUCCUCAAAUGAAAAAAAUAGGGUAAAAUGCGUGUGAGAAAACAUUUUCACUAGAUACUUGAUAGUCACUUGUUGAACUAAGUCCAAAAGAUGUGUUGUGUAUAAACUUACAAUGCCAAAUGAUACCUAUUGUUUGUUUAAGAAGGGUGCUUCAGCCACUGACUUGGGAGAGAAACAAAAGCAAUAAUAAAAAGAAAUAACUUGCAGUAUAGCUUUACUCAAUGUAUACUCUUCCUCCUGCCCUCCCCCAUCUCUUCUUUUUGGAAGGGUCAGAUUUAAUGUUACCUGUCAAAAGUAUAUAAGGGAUCUUCUUUGCAAUUGGUUUGAGAAGGCUGUGCACUUCAGUGCAUUUACAAAUACUGGCUUUUCACAACGUUAACUCUCUGUACAUUAUAUACAUUUAGCAGGACUCAAUUUCCUAUGCUUUUUUUGUAUAUACGAUUUAAUAACUUUGAGUUACUUUCCUUAAUCUUGACAUCAAGUUUACUUCUAGUUUUUGAGAGUCUUAAGAAGUGUCCACUAUAACAAGCAAAUUGUCUUAAAAUGUGUUGAAAUAGCAGCAAAAUUAGGAAGCUUAACUUUAAUGAAAAUUAAAGUGAUAACAGUUUAGCAAUAUGUUUAUUUGUGGCAUAUGAACAUUAUCAUAAGUAAGGCUGCGAGUUUGUCGUGGAGGUCACGGAAGUCACAGAUUCCAUGACUUUGCAGGACCUCCAUGACAUUUGCAGCUUCACCAGCAGUCUUGGGCCACCGCGCCCCCUACCCCAGCAGCAGCAGCAGGAGUUCGGAUGUGGGAGGGGGCUCAGGGCUGGGGGUUGGUGCACAGGAGGGGGUGAGGGCUCUGGGUGGUGCUUUCCUCAGGGGGACUCCCCAGAAGUGGUGACAUCCCUCAGCUCCUAGGCGGAGGUGUGGCCAGGCAGCUCUGUGCACUGCCUCUGCCUGCAGACACCACCCCUGCAGCUCCCAUUGGCUGCAGUUCCUGGCCAAUGGAGCUGUGGAGUCGGCACUCGGGGAGGAGGCAGCACGCAGAGCUGCCUGGCCACGCCUCUGCCUAGGAGCUGGGGGAGGGGAAUGUCGCCACUUCCAAGGAGGCACGGAGCCAGGUAGGGAGCCUGCCAGCCCUGCCAAUCCACCCCAGCAUCUGCGGGGGGUCCCGUGCCGCACGCUGCUGCCUCCCACCCCAGCACUAAUGGUGGCCCCCGGGAUGCCCCCCACAGCACCGACGGGCCACACACUCCCAAUAUUUAGUCCGGGGUAUAUAGUACAAGUCAUGGACAGGUCACAGGCCAUGAAUUUUUGUUUACUGUCCAUGACCUGCCUAUGACUUUUACUAAAGAUACCCAUGCCUAAAACAUAGCCUUAAUCAUAAACUUCAAAUUAUUUGAGUCACUUCUCUAAUAAGAUUAUAUAUAAAGAGAAGAGUUUUUAAUAAGAAACAAACAAUUUUCCUUUAAAUAACAUUGAAAUUAUCUCCAAAGAUGCAUAUAAUGUUUCUCUUGUUCUCACAGGAGAUAAUUUACCAGAAUGAAGUGGUGAAUCAGGUCCUCAGGAGUUAAACCAAUUAUAUAUGCUUUGACUACAUAGAGACUGAGCUAUUCAUUUCUGUAAUGAAAAGCAAAUUUUUCCUCUUAUAUUUCUUUGCAUAUAUGUAUAUAUAUUUAUAAAGCAAACAUGGAUUUGGUGAGUACUGUAAUUGUUUCGUUUCCUGAAAGUUUUAUUGGAUUGUGGAUGGUUUGUUCAAUAAUUUGUAAUCUUUUAUUAAAACUGUUUGAUACAUAUUUUUUUCCUCUUACCAAAACCACAUUUCUGAUUAUAUUUUAUUUAUUAAAAAAACCUUUUUUCCUGAAUU